Messenger RNA from Frankliniella occidentalis (western flower thrips), 452 nucleotides. RefSeq lists its product as uncharacterized. Bases 1 to 387 code for a protein of 128 amino acids. Lineage: Eukaryota; Metazoa; Arthropoda; Insecta; Thysanoptera; Thripidae. Gene Ontology annotation, cellular component: mitochondrial envelope. The transcript is spliced from 2 exons. The record is from RefSeq and is a predicted model, not a curated record. Gene Ontology annotation, biological process: mitochondrial electron transport, cytochrome c to oxygen.
AUGAACAUGAAACACGACUCGCACAUUCAGGUGGCCAACAAGUUUCAGGAGGGCAGCGCGUUACAAGCAGCAGCCCCUUGGUCGCAGAACCCCUUGGAGCACGCGUCCGGGAUCGAGCGCGCCCAGCUGGUCGCCGAGCUGGGCGGCGACGCGGACCCCUUCGACGCGGAGCCCGGGACCCGCGGCGUCGGCACGCGCGCCUGCCCCACCGUGGUCACGUCGUGCAACGCGUUCCGCUACGUGGGCUGCGUCUGCCACCCGGCCGAGCCCGUCGUCACCUGGAUGGUGCUGUGGCGGGGCGUGCCCGCGCGCUGCCGCUGCGGCUUCUGGUGGCGGCUCGACCCCAAGGAGCCCUUCUUCGACGACCCCUGCGCCAGCCACCACUGACCGCACGGUCGUCGGCGCGGCGGUGUUGAUAAAUGAAUACACUGGCUCUGCCGCCUGCCCCUCUG